AAUUAUCUGUAAAACCCCCGAAACCCAUCAAACCCCAAAUAACAAUGACGCCCCCAAAUAAAAAACCCUAAUCCGAUUUCUCUCUCUCUCUCUGAAAAUCGAUUCCCCAAUUUCAAUGGCUGCUGCUCUAUCAUUCUCAUCAUCAUCUUCACUCGUAUUCCCCUCUUCUUCAAAAUCAUUCUCAUACGAGCAGCCUCGUUUCAGUAUCUCUACUCGAAGUAGUAGUAGUAAUAAUAACUCUGUGAGGUGUAAUUUGAUAGAGCCAUUGGGAUUUGAGAAUGGGAAACCAUUCAUACCAGUACUUAAUGAACAGUCAUUACCAAAUUACUUAGCAUCAAAUUCAAGAUAUCCACAGACUCUAGCUAAUCAAAAUGAUACGCGGCUCAGGAUUUUCUCCGGUACCGCCAAUCCUGCACUUUCUCAGGAAAUUGCAUGCUACAUGGGUUUAGAGCUUGGAAAGAUCAAGAUAAAGCGGUUUGCUGAUGGAGAGAUAUAUGUUCAAUUGCGAGAGAGUGUCAGGGGAUGUGAUGUAUUUUUAGUGCAACCUACAUGCCCUCCAGCAAAUGAGAAUCUUAUGGAGCUUCUGAUAAUGAUUGAUGCUUGCAGAAGAGCAUCAGCUAAGACCAUUACUGCAGUGAUUCCAUAUUUUGGGUAUGCUAGAGCUGACAGAAAGACUCAAGGGCGUGAGUCCAUUGCAGCCAAACUUGUAGCAAACCUUAUUACAGAAGCAGGUGCAAACCGUGUUCUUGCUUGUGAUCUUCAUUCUGGGCAAUCAAUGGGUUACUUUGAUAUUCCAGUGGAUCAUGUAUAUGGGCAGCCUGUAGUUCUCGACUACCUAGCCAGCAAAAAUAUUUGUUCUGAUGAUUUGGUAGUGGUUUCACCUGAUGUUGGAGGAGUUGCUAGAGCACGUGCAUUUGCCAAGAAGUUAUCAGAUGCGCCAUUAGCCAUUGUUGAUAAAAGGCGUCAUGGGCACAAUGUUGCUGAGGUGAUGAAUCUGAUCGGAGAUGUUAAAGGGAAAGUUGCAGUGAUGGUGGAUGACAUGAUAGAUACUGCCGGUACUAUCUCAAAAGGUGCAGCUUUAUUGCAUCAAGAGGGGGCCAGAGAAGUCUAUGCCUGCAGUACACAUGCUGUUUUCAGCCCUCCUGCGAUAGAGAGGCUAUCCAGCGGUCUCUUUCAAGAAGUGAUCAUCACGAACACCAUACCAGUGUUGGAGAAGAAUUACUUUCCACAGCUUACAGUUCUGUCGGUAGCUAACCUGUUGGGCGAGACAAUUUGGCGUGUUCACGAUGACUGUUCUGGUACCUCUGAACCCUAUUCCAGCCUGGGCAUUGACUGAUCCAAUCCAUUUGGUGGUGUUCUUCCCAGCUCCACUUACUACCAUCAUAUAAAGACUUUUUGUAAUUCAGUAUGUCAGAUUGUAAUGAUAAUCAGUUUGCCACGCAACGGGUAGGUGAUGUACCAACAGUUUUACUAGUUUGUUCUUGAACUUUAUGAAGAUUGAGGGUUAAUACUUAAUGGGGAGUUCACUUAGUGUCAGUUAGGCCUCCUCUAUGUCUCCUAGAUUUCUCCAUUUCCCCGUAUAAUAGUUGAAACUCUGUAGAUAGCAUAUGAUGUGUAAUGCCAGACUUUACUGUUUGGAAGUUUUGUGUUUUGACUUUAUUGCUUGAUUAGCCUUUUGGGCCUGGCGUUCGGAAGUUUGUAUGAAACAGUGUCAGGAAGUUAUGUAAGAAACAAUGUCAAUUUGACGGUUGUAUUUUUCAUUUGAAGAGGGUGUUGCACUUCUGGGCAAUGUUGAUUGUCUUAACUAUUUGCCUGAAAAUAGGCCAAAUUGGAAAAAUGAAGGUGUCAUUUUUCA
This is a messenger RNA of Papaver somniferum (opium poppy), 1855 nucleotides long. Its product is annotated as ribose-phosphate pyrophosphokinase 1-like. Lineage: Eukaryota; Viridiplantae; Streptophyta; Magnoliopsida; Ranunculales; Papaveraceae. Gene Ontology annotation, biological process: purine nucleotide biosynthetic process; 5-phosphoribose 1-diphosphate biosynthetic process; ribonucleoside monophosphate biosynthetic process. Gene Ontology annotation, cellular component: cytoplasm; ribose phosphate diphosphokinase complex. Bases 116 to 1336 code for a protein of 406 amino acids. Gene Ontology annotation, molecular function: magnesium ion binding; ribose phosphate diphosphokinase activity. The transcript has 9 exons. The record is from RefSeq and is a predicted model, not a curated record.